AUGAAAUCACGACUGAUUUUAACAAACAAAAAAUCAUUGCUCAAAAUCAAGGGCCCAAUCAUCCAGAACUAUGAAGAGGUCAGUCCGGACAUGACAACCACUGGAUAUGUCGUUUAUAUGCAUCCAAAUGGUGGCCUGAUUAUUGGCUUUUUUGGUGGAACGCGUGGAUUUAUGCUUGCCAAAGAAGCACAACGUUUGGGAAGCAACAUCAAGAUUGGCCUAACAAUUCGUGUACGUGUAAUUAGUGUGGAUGCUGCCAAUGAACGUAUGCUUGUUGCUGUUGCGGAUGAUACUCCUGAUAAAAGUGGGAUUAUACGGGCACAGGUUUGA
Molecule: messenger RNA, 330 nt
Organism: Gongylonema pulchrum
Lineage: Eukaryota; Metazoa; Nematoda; Chromadorea; Rhabditida; Gongylonematidae
Source: the annotation of a GenBank genome assembly